Messenger RNA from Alligator sinensis (Chinese alligator), 4976 nucleotides. RefSeq names its product DNA polymerase delta 1, catalytic subunit (gene POLD1). Gene Ontology annotation, biological process: DNA-templated DNA replication; DNA replication proofreading; nucleotide-excision repair, DNA gap filling. NCBI's taxonomy places the organism in Eukaryota, Metazoa, Chordata, Crocodylia, Alligatoridae. The coding region runs from base 1304 to 4900 and encodes 1198 amino acids. Gene Ontology annotation, molecular function: DNA-directed DNA polymerase activity; nucleotide binding; DNA binding. The transcript has 26 exons. The record is from RefSeq and is a predicted model, not a curated record. Gene Ontology annotation, cellular component: delta DNA polymerase complex.
CAGGGUGUUCUUAUGGGGCAAAGGGGGUAGGUGACUGUGGGGGCAGUUGUACCCCAUGGUUGCUGGGAGGCGUGUGUGUGCCUGUCACAGAGUGGGAGCUUCCUACCUGGAAGGUGGGAGCCUGCCUGUGGGUGUAGGGCCCAGGCUGCCCUGGAGGUGGGGGGACUGGACCUCAGGUGCCAAGGGGAUCAUAGUUCCUGUGAUGUGUGCUGGGCUUCAUAGAGGAGGCCGUGUGGCUGGUCUGUCCCUAGGUGUUUGGAAAGCACACAGUGGAUGCACAAAUGCAGUGGAAUUGGUUUAUACCAGGGUUGGCCAACAAGUGGCAUGGGUAAACUGUGUGUGUGGCACAUGGCAGAUUGGGGAGGGGGCAGGGAACACAGCAGCAGGCAGGGUAGGGAGCAAACAGCAGACUGGGCACGGGAAGGGGCUUGGCCUGGCACUCGGGCAGGGUGCAGGGCUAAUUUGUGGCACGCCUGCCCGGAAAGUUGGCCCCCACACCAGACCUCAUUGCAUCAGCCCUUCCAGAGGAAACGUGCUUUAAGAGCCUCACAGACUCCUUUUUUCUUUGCAUACCUUGCAGCAUCUUUUCCUGUGAUCCGUUCUGAUGAUGUCUUAUGCAUGGGCUUGUGCUAGCUCUAGUACCAAGCACAUUUUGGCUUGCUGUGCCAGGCAGCGGGUCUGUAGGGAAGCUGUAGAGACAGAAAUAAAAAGGGCCCUGCAAGGGUUAUCUGUUCCUGGCAUGAGGAAUUAGCAUGUGUUGGAGUCACGUAGGGCAGUAGGCACCAACCUUUUGGGCAGAUGUGCUUCAAAUUAGCCCUGCACCCUCCCCUGCCCAAUCUGCUACUCUGCUUUCUGCUCCCUGCCCUGUUCUCUCACUCUGAUCUAAUGCUUUGCCUUCUGCUCCCUGGCCCAUGGUCCCCAUCUGGUAUGCUGCUGUGCCUUCUCCCUGUCCACUUUGUGGCUCUGUUUUCUGCUUCCUUCCUUGUGUUCACUGCCUGAUCUUUUACUCUGCUUUCUGCUCUCUGCCCUGCACCCACUGUCUGAUCUGUUGCCCUACUUCUCCCUACUCAACCUGCUGCUGUAUUCCUUGCUCCCAUCUUGAUCUGUUGUGUGCCACAGGUUGAGGCUUUCCCGUGUCAUUUGUGUCAUCCAUCCUUCAGGUUGUUCCCCACCCCCCAAUAUGGAUGAUUGGCAUUAGAAGAAAACGUUGAGGAUGGACCCAGGUGUCUUUUGGAUGCAGCCCUGUUUAUUUACAAGGAACAUACAAAGGAUCCCCUCUCUUUGAAACACCAGUCAAUCCACCAUGGAGGCCAAGCGGAAGGUAUCCCCAGCGGGGCCUGGCCCAGAGGACCCCUCACAGUGGAAGCGGCCACGGGGGGGUGACUGGGAGGAUGAGAACCCCUCACAGUUUGAGGCAGCACUGGCCUACCUGGAUGAGGUGGAGAGCGAGAUGACUCUGGAGAUGGAGUCAUCGUCUCAGUUGCUUGAUGUCAUGGCCAUCGGGAGUCUGUUCUCCUCGGUGCUGAACCCCAAGUGGCAGCGCCCAGCACCCCCUGGGAUCGACCCCGCAGCUGAUGCACUCUGCUUCCAGCAGGUGGAGCUGGAUUAUUACGUGGGCUCUCCAUUUCCUGGGAUGCCAGGUGCCACACAGGGCCCAGUGCCCGUGCUCCGUAUGUUUGGUGUCACUAAGGCUGGCAACAGUGUAUGUUGCCACAUCCAUGGCUUUGCCCCCUACUUCUAUGUGCCUGCCCCCAGUGGCUUCCAGGCCCAGCACCUGGGUGAGUUCCAGCAGGAGCUGAACGGGGCUGUGCUGCGGGACAUGCGCUCCAACAAGGAUGGGCUGAGCCAGGCUGUGUUGGCUGUGGAGCUGUGCAGCAAGGAGAGCAUGUACGGGUACCACGGGCAACGGCUCAUGCCCUUCCUGAAGGUAGUGAUGGCUCUUCCCCGGCUCCUCGCCCCCGCCAAGCGGCUGCUGGAGCAGGGCCUGCGCUGCGGGACCCUCGGCCUACAUGGCUUCCAGGCCUACGAGGCCAACAUCGACUUUGAGAUCAGGUUCAUGGUGGACCGGGAUAUCGUGGGCUGUAACUGGAUAGAGCUUCCUCCUGGCACAUACCAGCUGCGCACAGAGCUGGCCUCAGGGGAGGCCUCCAAGGACAAUCCAGCAAAGGCAUCUCUCUGCCAGCUGGAAGUGGAUGUGGCCUGGACAGACUUUGUGAGCCACCCCCCUGAGGGCGAGUGGCAGGGCAUUGCACCUCUGCGUGUGCUCAGCUUUGACAUAGAGUGUGCUGGGCGCAAAGGGAUCUUCCCAGAGCCAGACAAAGAUCCCGUGAUCCAGAUCGCUAACAUGGUGCUGCGGCAGGGGGAGAAAGACCCCUUUGUGCGCAAUGUCUUCACCCUGCAGGGCUGCGCCCCCAUUGUAGGCUCCCAGGUGCUCUGCUUCCAGAGAGAGGCCGAGCUGCUAAAGGCCUGGGCUGAGUUCGUUCGCAUUGUGGACCCUGACAUCAUUACGGGCUACAACAUCCAGAACUUUGACCUGCCCUACCUGCUCCAGCGUGCCCAGGUCCUCAAGGUCUCGACGUUCCCUUUCCUCGGCCGGAUUCCAGGUCGCAAGUCUGUCAUCAGGGACUCAUCCUUCCAGUCUAAGCAGAUGGGGCGGCGUGAGAAUAAGGUUAUCAACACCGAGGGACGAGUCCAAUUUGACCUGCUACAGGUGCUGCUGCGGGACUACAAGUUGCGUUCCUACACCCUCAAUGCUGUGAGCUACCACUUCCUGCAAGAGCAGAAGGAGGAUGUGCAACACUCCAUCAUCACUGACCUGCAGAAUGGGACGGACCAGACCCGGCGCCGCUUGGCCGUGUACUGCCUGAAAGACGCCUACCUGCCCUUGCGGCUGCUGGAGAAGCUGAUGUGUGUCAUCAACUACAUGGAGAUGGCCCGGGUCACUGGCGUUCCCCUUGGCUACUUGCUUGCCCGUGGCCAGCAGGUCAAGGUGGUGUCGCAGCUCCUGCGCCAGGCCAUGAAGCAGGACCUAGUGAUGCCUGUGGUGAAAUCGGAAGGGGGUGAAGACUAUGCAGGCGCCACUGUUAUUGAGCCACUGAAGGGGUAUUAUGAUAUGCCUAUUGCCACGCUAGACUUUUCCUCCCUGUACCCAUCCAUCAUGAUGGCCCACAACCUCUGCUACACCACCCUGCUGCAGACAGGGGUGCCAGAGCGCUAUGGCUUGGCUUCCGAAGACUUCAUCCGCACCCCAACGGGCGACCUCUUCGUUAAGGCCUCGAUGCGCAAGGGGCUGCUCCCUGAAAUCCUGGAGAGCCUGCUGGCUGCCCGCAAGAGGGCUAAGGCCGAGCUGCAGCGUGAGACAGACCCCUUCAAGCGCCAGGUGCUGGAUGGGCGGCAGCUGGCACUCAAGGUCAGCGCCAACUCCGUGUAUGGCUUCACUGGAGCCCAGGUGGGCAAGCUGCCCUGCCUGGAGAUCUCCCAGAGCGUGACCGGUUUUGGGCGCCAGAUGAUUGAAAAGACUAAGCAGCUGGUGGAGUCCAAAUACACCAUUGCUAAUGGGUACUGUGCUGAUGCCAAGGUGGUGUAUGGAGACACGGACUCAGUGAUGUGUCGCCUUGGCGUGGCAUCGGUGGCCGAGGCCAUGGAGAUUGGGCGGGAGGCGGCCGCCUGGGUUUCCAGCCACUUCACGCCCCCCAUCAAGCUGGAGUUUGAGAAAGUGUACUUCCCCUACCUGCUGAUCAGCAAGAAGCGCUAUGCGGGGCUGUACUUCUCGUCCAGCGCCCAGGUGCAUGACAAGAUGGACUGCAAGGGCAUCGAGACCGUGCGCCGUGACAACUGCCCCUUGGUGGCCAACCUCAUUAGCACCUGCCUGCAGAAGCUCCUCAUUGACAGGGACCCGGCAGGUGCAGUAGCCCAUGCCAAGGAGGUGAUCUCGGAUCUGUUGUGUAACCGGGUGGACAUCUCCCAACUGGUGAUCACCAAGGAGCUGACCCGCACAGCGCAUGAGUACACUGGCCACCAGGCCCACGUGGAGCUGGCCCAGAGGAUGCGGCGACGGGACCCUGGCAGUGCCCCCAACCUGGGCGACCGGGUGCCCUAUGUCAUCAUCAGCGCUGCCAAGGGGGUGGCAGCCUACAUGAAAUCCGAGGACCCCAUCUAUGUGCUGGAGAACAACAUCCCAAUCGACACACAGUACUACCUGGAGCAGCAGCUUGCCAAGCCCCUGUUACGCAUCUUUGAGCCCAUCCUGGGAGAGGGCAAGGCCGAGAGUGUCCUGCUCAAGGGGGAGCACACACGCUGCAAGACAGUCCUCACCUCCAAGGUGGGGGGGCUCAUGGCUUUUGCCACCAAGCGCAGCACCUGCAUCGGCUGCCGGGCUGUCCUGCCCCACCAUGGUGCGGUGUGCAAGUUCUGCCUGGACCGGCAGUCUGAGCUGUACCAGAAGGAGAUCUCCCAUCUUUCUUCACUGGAAGAGAAGUUUGCCCGGCUCUGGACCCAGUGCCAGCGGUGCCAGGGCAGCCUGCAUGAAGACGUGCUGUGCACCAGGUACCCACCCCUCCCCUGCCCCCGCCUAACUGGAAGCCCGUUCCCACGGGACCCACAUGCAUCUUUACACUCUUCCUGGGGCAUUUACUGUCCCUUAUCUGCCCGGCUCCCACGGGGCGGGGUGGGAACGGGGCCACGCGCACUUGCCUGGUGCCUUUAUAACCCCAUAAAUCCAGUUACCUGUCUGGGGCACCCCGCCCCCCACUGUGUGCACACACACACAGCAGGGAGGGCAUCACUGGGUAAGCCCCAUGAACCCACAGUCUGGCUGGGGGAGGGGGGUACAGGUUGGCUCCCAUUGCACAGACCCACCUCUCCCUUCCUGGGGGAACUCCAGGGACCCCUUGUAAUAUGACUGCUGCAGGGAACAUUCCCCUUCCUCAGUGGGUUCCUUCAGGAGCUCUCCUCAUUGACCCCAGGAUCUCCCCACA